Dictyostelium purpureum is the source of this 2990-nucleotide messenger RNA. RefSeq lists its product as uncharacterized. The transcript has 5 exons. Bases 18 to 2846 code for a protein of 942 amino acids. Lineage: Eukaryota; Evosea; Eumycetozoa; Dictyosteliales; Dictyosteliaceae. The record is from RefSeq and is a predicted model, not a curated record. Gene Ontology annotation, cellular component: cytosol; nuclear envelope. Gene Ontology annotation, biological process: protein export from nucleus; protein import into nucleus. Gene Ontology annotation, molecular function: nuclear export signal receptor activity; small GTPase binding.
AAUAAUUCACAAUAAAGAUGGAGUUAUCAAACGAAGUUAUAGGUCAAUUAAGUAGUGUAUUUAAAGAUGCUAAUUCACACGAUACAGUCUUAAGAGAAAGUGCCACUGAAAAGAUUGCAGCAUUCAAAAAAAAUCCAGGAGCAGCUGUUACACUUUUAAUAUUUCAAAAUAAUCCAAACCUAGAUAUAUCAACUAGAUUAUAUGCAGCUAUUACAUUUAAAAACUUAGUUAAAGAAGGUUGGGAAAAUUCUGAUGAAACCGAAAAUCCAAUUCCAGCAAACGAUAAAGAAAAAGUUAAAAGUGUAUUUGUAGAUUUUGUUUUAGCUUCAACUCAAUUCCCAUCAACCCAAGCUCAACUAUUGGAAGCACUUUCAAUUAUUUCUCUUUACGAUUUCCCAAGAGAGUGGCCAACAAUUCUUCCAAAUCUUAUUUCAAAGUUUGCAACUAGUGAUGUUAAUGUUCUCACUAUUAUCUUAAAGAUGUUACACACUAUCUUAAAGAAAUAUAGAGGUCAAGAAAAGAAAGAUUCUAUUCUUGCCGAGUUAAAAGAAAUUUUAUCAAAAUUACCAGAACCAUAUUUAGCAUUGUUAAUUAAUACUGGUAAAUUGGUUGAUGUUAGUUUACAAAAUGAGGCUCAACUUUUUUCAUUAUUAAAUUGUAUUCACUAUUUAUUCGAAAUUUAUUUCUCAAUGAGCUCUGUAGAUUUACCAGAGUUUUUCGAAGAUCACCUUGGAGAUUUUACAAAUGAAUUCCAAAGAUACCUUAAACUCGAAACCAAUUUUAGAUCAAUUAUAUCUUCAAAGAACGAAGAACCUUCAUUAUUAAAAAAAAUUCAAACUUCGAUUUGUGAAAUUAUUAAUCUUUAUACUCAAAUUUAUGAUGAAGAGUUCCAAGAAUACCUUCAACCUUUCGUUGAAUCAAUCUGGACCCUUUUAACCAAAACCUCAAAUGAAAUUUCAAAUGACCCAUUUACAUAUUCAUCUAUUAAAUUUUUAGGAACAGUUUCAACAAGUAUUUCACAUAAAUUAUUUGAUAAUCCAGCUAUUUUACAACAACUUUGUUCAAUGGUUAUUACACCAAAUAUCGAAUUAAGAGAGUCUGAUUUAGAACUUUAUGAAGAUAAUCCAGUAGAAUAUAUGCGUAGAGAUAUUGAAGGUAGUGAUAGUGAUACUAGAAGAAGAGCCGCCAUUGAAUUGGUAAAAGGUUUAAGAAAAUAUUACGAAACUCCAGUUUUUCAAUUAUUAUCAGCUGAUAUCAAAAAUUUAUUAGAUAAAUAUAAUCAAAAUAAAAAAGACAAUUGGAAUUGCAAAGAUUCAGCAAUCUUUUUAGUUACUGCUUUAGCAAUUAAAAGCGAAUCAAAUAGCCAAUUAGUUAAUAUUGUCGAUUUUUAUAAACAAAGUAUUGAACCAGAAUUAUCAAGCCAAGAUACCCAACCAAUUCUCAAGGCAGAUUGUUUAAAAUUCAUUACUAUUUUUAGAUCCCAAAUUCCAGCUGUCGAAUAUACCAGAAUUUUAAAUCAUGUUCUUCCAUGCCUUCAAAACCCAGAUUAUAUUAUCCAUACCUAUGCCUCAAGUUGUAUCGAUCGUUUAUUGGCCGAAAAAAAUCCUGAUGGUUCACCACGUUUACCAAGCCAAUUUGUUGCUGAUAAUCUCGCAAAUAUCCUUAUUCCAUUAGCAAAUGUAUUUAGUUUCCCAUGUUCAAGACAAAAUGAUCGUACCAUGAAAACCAUUGUCCGUGUAGUCAUAAUGACCCAAGGUAAAAUUAAUGAAGAGAUUACCGUUAGCUUAUUACAAAAGUUCAUCUCUAUUCUUCUCGAAGAAUCAAAGAACCCAGGUAACCAUAACUUUGUUCACUAUUGUUUUGAAAUUGUUGGUACUCUUUUAAAGAAUAUUGCCUCUAAACCACAAGCUCCAAACACCGUUUUACCACUUAUUCAAACUGUACUCCAAAAUCAAGUUGUCGAUUUCACACCAUAUUGUUUCCAAUUAUUUUCCAUUCUCGUUGAAAACUCUUCACAAGAAUACCUCAACAACUAUAUUCAACAACUCCCAAUGUUCCUUACUCCAGCCGUUUGGAGAAAUCAAGCUGAUUACCCACCAUUAGUCCGUCUUCUUCAAGCCUUUAUUAAAAAAGAUGCUGUUGGUAUCGUCAAUAGAAAUCAAUUAGAACCAAUUUUAGGUAUUUUCAGAAAACUUGUUUUAAGCCCAUCACAAGAUCACGAAGCUUUCUUUAUUUUAGAAUCACUCGUUGAAAAUCUCGAUUACAGCCAUUUAGAAAAAUAUUUAGUUAAUAUUUUUGAUGUUAUUCUUACCAGAAUUUCAAACAAAAAAACUCAAAAGGUUGUUCGUUGUUUCACUAUUUUCUUUUCAAUCUUUAUUAUCAAAUUUGGUGUCGUUCAAUCUGCUCAAAUAACCAAAAGUAUUAAACCAGAUUUAUGGGAAAGUAUUUUAGAAAGAUUAUGGCUCCCAACAGUAAACGAUAUUAAUGGUUCCAUCGAAAAGAAAAUUAUUUCAAUUUGUUUAACCAACAUGAUUUGUUGCGGUGACAUUUUAACAAACACAAAUCUUUGGAUUAAACUCUUACAAUGCCAAUAUAACAUUCUCACUGGUAAAAAAUCCACCGAAGCUGAUGGUGCUGUUGAAGAGCUUUACAUUGAUAAACAACAAGAAGAAGGUUACCAACCAACUUUUACCCAACUUGCAUUUUCCAAAAAAGUUGAUGUUGAUCCAUUCCCAGCCAUCAACGAUCCAAGUGUUUAUUUCAACCAAAUGUUUUCAGAAUUUAGACAACGUGCUGAUAAUUCAUUAAUUACAAAAUUGGUUGCCGAUUCUGGUGUUCAACUUUAAAAAAGUAGCAGUGCUAAAAUAAACAAAAAAAAAAAAAAAAAAAACGGAAAUAAAUGUUUUUUUACACAAAAGUGAUUUUAAAAUGAUCAUUUAGUUUAGUAAAAUAAAAUAAAAUAAAGCAAAUAUUAAAUAAAUUUUAUAAAU